AUGGUCCACGUCGAGGAAUCUCUACAACUCCCUAGAGAUUUCGAAGGUUUCGGUGAAGAUGGCCAUGACGCACAGUGGCCAAACGGUGCCCGCAUUGCAGUCUCCUUCGUGUUGAAUUACGAGGAGGGCGGCGAGCGCAACCCACUGGAUGGCGAUGGCACCAGCGAACCCUACCUGUGGGAGAAAGGUCCUUCUGGCGGCGGUAGAGAACAGCGGCACUUGAACGGCGAGCAAGACUAUGAGUAUGGCAGUCGUUGCGGUGCUUGGCGGAUACUUCGCCUCAUGAAGGAGUUCGGCUGGAACAUGACUCUUUGGGCCAUCGCUGUUGCCAUGGAGAGAAACCCAACGUUCGCGAAGGCAUGUGUAAGAGAAGGCCAUGAGAUUGGUGCCCAUGGGUAUAGAUGGCUUGACAUUUGGGAUUAUUCGCUUGAAGACGACAAAGCUUAUAUCAAGAAGACCUGUAAAGCUCUGGAGGCCGCAACUGGCGAAUUCCCAGUAGGAGCGUACUUUGGUAGAGGAACCCCGAAUACCGCUAGCCUGCUUCCAAUCAUGUGGAAGGAGAUGGGCCAUAAGAUGCUGUAUACUUCGGAAGUAUACAACGAAGACUCGCCAUACUGGAUAGAUCUGCCAUGGGAGAAAGAACUGCCUGACAUGGAGAAGGAGGGCCUAUUGAUGAUGCCGUACAACUACGAUUGUAACGAUGGAAAGUUCCACAUGCUUCCAGGUUUUGUAAGCUCGGCUGGUGCUGUCUAUGAACAGUAUCUCAAAGAUACAUUCGACUGUUUUUCUCACUCGAGCACCAUGUCGCGCUUUCUGCAGCGAAGCAAAGCAGCAUUCAGUUCUCCAAAAUCAUUCAAGGAGACAUUGCAAACUACAAGCGAUCAUGGAGAAGUGCGGUACAACCAAGAUCUCCUCCCCAGUCCACCGGCGGACAGGAAAUGGAGAUGGCAACAUUACUUCGCCUACUACUUGACCAUGACAUUCAGCCCCUCCUCGUACAACCUUGGUGCAUCUCUAGUCUCGAUUGGUCUUCUCUGGUGGCACGGCAUGAUUGCUGCGGUAAUCGGUUCAGCCAUCCUCACCAUUCUGGUCGUGCUCAACAGUCGUGGCGCUAUAAAAUACUUCAUCGGCUUCCCUGUCUAUGUACGUGCGGCUGCUGGUGUGAGAGGAGCCAGUUUGUAUAUCUUAGUACGAGCAGUGGUAGCGAUCAUCUACUUCGCGACCCAGACGUACUAUGGAGGGCGCAUCACUUCGGUUUUCAUGCGCGGUAUCUUCGGGAACGGUUACAACAAUAUUCCAAAUCAUCUUCCAGAGAGUGCGGGAAUUACAAGUAGAGAUUUGCUGAGCUUCUUCUUGUUCUGGAUGGUGCAAAUGCCGGUCAUGUUCAUUCAUCCAACGGUACUUCGACAUCUCUUCGUGGUGAAAGCUGUCUAUACCACAAUAGCACUCUUCGGUGUACUUGGGUGGGUGAUCAGCGCCAACGGAGGCAAGAUCGGAAGCUUCACCUAUACAACUAAGCAGACACAGCUUUCGGGUUCGGAUCUCAUCUGGCCUAUGAUUCAAGCCAUCAACUCUGUCAUGGGUGCUCUAGCACCGGUGCUCAUCAACCAACCUGAUAUAGCACGAUACGGACAUUCGUACAGCGAUGUGACUUGGAGCCAGGGUGUAGGUAUCCUUAUCAGCAAAGUUCUGGUCAUGUUCCUGAGUACCGCGACGACUGCAGCUGCAACACAAGUCCUUGGUAAAAGCUACUGGAACGUUUGGGAUCUUUAUGACGCCAUCUUGGAUCAAUAUUGGACUCCUGGAGCUCGAGCAGGAAUGGUGUUCGCAUCUUUCGGCAUGAUGCUCGCUGUACUCGUCACCAAUGCCGGAAGCAACUCGCUCCCUGUUGGCGCCGAUCUUACAGGAAUAUUCCCUCGCUGGCUGACCAUCGUCCGAGGCCAAGUACUCUGUGCGGUCCUCGCACCUCUACUUGUUCCAUGGAAAAUCAUCGCCUCCGCUACAUCAUUCCUGACUUUUCUCGGAUCGUACACCGUGUUCUUGAUGCCAAUAUGCGCUUGCAUGAUCGUCGACUACUGGCUUGUUCGAAGAGGCAAUUUCCAUGUUCCCUCAUUAUACACCUCUUCACCUGAAAGUCCGUACUUGUACCACAAAGGCUGGAAUUUACGCAUGCUGGCUGCUUGGGUUGCUGGAGUUGCGUUCACUGUUCAUGGUGUCGCAGGGUCUUUGGAUCCCGAUUCAGUAGCCGAGGCUAGCAAAAACAUGUACAAACUUGGCUUCAUACUAUCGUUUAUGAUGGGAGGAUUGGUUUACUACAGCUUGUGUCUUAUUUGGCCGGUGCAGAUACUUCCGAUAGGUACGGAGAGGCAGUUGGCGUUUGAAGGAUUGGCAGCCAAUGAAGGAUUCUUUGAUCACGAGAACGUGGGUACAAUUACGGGAGUCCUGGAGGGCGAGGAAAUAGAUGCAACACAGCAUUAUGUCGCUGACAGCAAAGAGAGCAAGUUGUCGCAGACUGGAACAGCAGGUGUGGCUGACAGGGAGCCACCAUUGCUUGCCCAGAGUGAGCGCGACGACUACAGCAACGACAUGUGGGACGACGAGGACAACAAUCCGUAUGGAUCCUUUGCCCGCCAUGAUUCCAACACAUCAGACAUUCCCGGUUUAGCUUCGCCUGCUGCCCUCCCCUACCGUCCCGCGACUCCGCCCUCUGGGGCUUCGUCCCCCGCACAAGAGUCGCCCGAGUAUGUCUCGCAGCGGGACAUGGAUAGCGUCGACUACGACGAGGAACAGCAGGACCAUGCAGACCCCAAGGCACCCAAGAAGGGCGGUUAUGACGCGCGCGUGGAGCAAUGGCUGUACGAGCACCCAGACCAACUGGUACUGAUCACGAGCGCGGGGAAGGACGGUGUCAACUACAUACAGUACACCAUCAAUUGCGGCGGCCUCGAAGUAAAGCGCAGAUACUCCGAGUUCGCAUCCUUACGCGCCGAGUUGGUCAGGCUGCACCCAACCCUCAUCGUACCGCCGAUACCCGAGAAGCAUACCAUGGCCGACUACGCCGCGAAACCGACAAAGGCAAAGGAAGACGCCGGCAUCAUAGAACUGCGGAAGCGCAUGUUGGCUGUCUUCUUGAAUAGGUGCAGGAAGAUGAAAGAUAUUCUGGAAGACGGUGUAUUCUGGAGAUUCCUUGACCCAUACACAAGCUGGAAUGACGUACUUACUAGCCCGCCCGUCUCCAAUAUACCCAAACAGAUCCUCAAGGCACCUCCGCUCGACCCUGCGAACCCUUCCCAAGCGCACAGCUACCUUCCAGUUCCCUCGUCGUCCGCCAAGUUGAAGUCAGGCAGCGCUACAUCCAGCUCUGGUACGCCAGUAUCACCAGCCAACAAUGCAGCCAUGCCUUCAGCGGCCGCGCACACAACACCAGGUCCUGCUAUCUUCGGUCGCUUCCCUCCCGAGACGCGGGACAUGUCCGAGGAAGAGCUAGACCCAUAUUUUGUCAGCUUUGAGAACUCAUCCAAAGACUUGGAGCACCUGCUGCAGGGACCAAUGGAGAAGGUCAACAGACGCUUGCUUAUGCAUCUUGGAAACUGGGGAGAGGACAUGGCGGAUCUGGGCGCUCGCUUUAAUGCCUUUUCGCUUUCCGAACAAACCCAAUCUCUUGCUGCAGCCAUAGAAAAGACGGGCCAAGCUGUUGACUCUACGUAUAUUGCGACGACCGAACUCUCUUCUUCCCUCAGCGCAGGCUUCUCUGAGCCCAUGCGUGAGAGCGCACAGUUCGCCGGUGUUGUACGCUCGACACUAAGAUAUCGAGUGCUCAAGCGGAUACAGGAGGAUAUGACCAAGGACGAACUAGAGAAGAAGCGCAAUUUACUCGAAUCGCUCGAACGUAGCGAAGCAGAAUCGAAGCGACUGGAACAACAUCUAAGUGGCGUUGGUCAUCAGCCACCACGAAGCCGCGCCGCGUCGAACAGCUCACAGCGCAGUAGCGGCGAUGCAGAGCAACAUAGGAGAUCGGAGGAAGACAGGGCGUCCAUUGAUUCUGACUUCCCACCCACACAUGGUGACACACCAUCUAGUGCACAGGGCGCUCCUGAUAGCCAUUCACCACCCACCAGUCCGCACAAGAAAACUGCGAGUGGUAACUUUGUCACUAACAAGCUCUUUGGGUCCAUCACACACGCCUUUAGGGGCAUGGCAGAUGUAGACCCUGAGAAGACACGGAGAGAUCAGAUCGGCAAGACAAGGGACAGUAUGGUACAGCUCGAACAAGCGCUGACCGUCGCUGAGAAAGACACCAAAGACGCAAGUUCAGGCGUGAUGAAGGAUCUGCGGAGAUUCCAGAGCGAGAAGGAGGACGAUUUACGACGUUACAUGAUGGAAUUUGCUCAAUGUCACAUCGACUGGGCGAAACGUAACAAGGCCGCUUGGGAGGAAGCCAAGGCCGAAGUCGAAAACAUCGCGCCACAGUCCUCAGAAGAAUACCCCAGGCAACCUGAGGACUUUGAAGCACGGGAGCAGUAA
Molecule: messenger RNA, 4524 nt
Organism: Alternaria burnsii
Lineage: Eukaryota; Fungi; Ascomycota; Dothideomycetes; Pleosporales; Pleosporaceae
Product: sorting nexin-41
Exons: 14
Coding region: 1-4524 (1507 amino acids)
Biological process (GO): retrograde transport, endosome to Golgi; transmembrane transport; carbohydrate metabolic process
Cellular component (GO): membrane
Molecular function (GO): hydrolase activity, acting on carbon-nitrogen (but not peptide) bonds; transmembrane transporter activity; phosphatidylinositol binding
Source: RefSeq, a predicted model, not a curated record